ACGGUAAAGUGUCAACUCCAUAGACUUGAAACACCCACAAGCCUAAAUUUUGCGUAACAGAAUGAGCAAUCCACUGAUCUACACCCUGUUUCCCCUUCUAGAACGUGGGUCGGUUCAGUUUGUUUUAAGAUCAGUUUUUUUUAUUUUUUAAAGAGAACCGCCCAACUGGUCGAGUUGAGUGAGUUGUUGUGAGUGAGAAGCACAGACCUCUUGAGAGACCAUACCACAGCCCGGCGAGGCGCAGUGUUCAGAAGAGUUGGUAACUCUAGUCAAGGACUGGUAGGGUUGACGAGAGGACGCGGGGCAGGCAUGGGUUGCAGCCACAGCAAGAGGAAAAGCAAAGUGAAAGAGGAAGAGAAGACGAAGGAGGUCAGAGGUCAAGAUGGAGGAGGAGGUAAAGUCCCUCUGGAGGAGCUGAACGUAGGUCUAGAAGCAGAGAAGCAGCUGGGUCAGUAUGAGUGGCAGCUGAAGAUCCUACGGGAGGUGCUGUCUGCCUCUGGGACCCAGGAGAGGGAGGAGCUACUAAAAGACCCAACCAAAGGAGAGCUCUGUUUCCUGGUCCACAACAUCAUUGAGAAGGUGGAAACAGAGACGGCUGCUGACAUGACUGUUCUCUAUGUGGAGAAGAGCCAGAGGACCGCAGAGCAGCACGCGAGACAGCUGGAAGAACGGCAGAGGAGACAGAGUGAAGAGAGAAAACAGCUAACAGAGACACACCAGGCAGCAGAGAAAGUGUUGAAGGAGGAGGUAGAGGAGCUGACUACAGAGCUACACGUGUACAAUCAGUUAAAGAAGAGAGUUGACGAGUCUACCUUCAAGAAGGACCUGCAGCGGAACAUUGAGGCCCAUGGCAGUCCUGGGCCAUUCUGGGAGCAGGAGCAGGAGAGUCUGCUGUUUGUCAUUGAGAUGAAGAGUGAACGUAUUCAGGAGCAGGGAAACAAACUGCUACAGAUGCAGGUUCUGGUGGAGAAGAAUCUGUCUCUGGAAGACCAGGUCAUAACUGUUUUACAGCAGAACGAGGACCUGACGGUUCGGAUUGACAACCAUCAAAGCCUUAUACAGCAGCUCUCCAAGGAGCACCAGGACCUCCAAGGGACGUUAGACAGGCAGACAGGUCUCUGUCAGAGGCUCACCCAGGAGAAAGAGCAACUCAUGUUUAAACUGAAGCACAGAGACUCCUGUCCUACGUUCCCAUCCUUCCCCAUAGUGUCUGAGAUCUCCCCCAGCUGAUCCACCCAGACCGAACAGGACAAUCGGUUACUUCUGUCUUAAUCCUGUCUAGGGUUGCAAACAUGGAUCCGUUAACUUUCCCAAAAUUCGAAAAUUCUUUAUUUCAGUAAUCCCUGAUUGGAGGAUUCCAAGAAUCCCUGAUUGGAGGAUUCCAGGAAUCCCUGAUUGGAGGAUUCCAGGAAUCCCUGAUUGGAGGAUUCCAAGAAUCCCUGAUUGGAGGAUUCCAAGAAUCCCUGAUUGGAGGAUUCCAAGAAUCCCUGAUUGGAGGAUUCCAAGAAUCCCUGAUUGGAGGAUUCCAAGAAUCCCUGAUUGGAGGAUUCCAAGAAUCCCUGAUUGGAGGAUUCCAAGAAUCCCUGAUUGGAGGAUUCCAAGAAUCCCUGAUUGGAGGAUUCCAAGAAUCAGGAAGUAAUAUACACGGAGGUAUUUCUCCAACCUGGAAUUUUUCAAGUGAAAUUUCUGAAAAAUCUGGGGAUUGUGGGAAUGUUUCGGGGCUUUUGCAACCCUACUGUAAUCCUACUUUGACAACCAAAGUCCAGGUACCUUUACAAAGGGCUAUAGUCACAUGUUUGAUGGAACCUGAUGCCAAAAGAUUUUUGUUUUUUCUCCGGUUUUAUACCUGCUGUGCCGUAGAGUACAUAAUGUUUCUGUAGCAGUAUGGUAUUCAUACAACAGGACUGUUUAAUUGUGUGUGUGCGGGGGGGGGGGGGGGGCAUUGGGCACAGCCAUGCACUGUUGGACUUAACUGACACCCUGCUGUUCAACUGAGAUUCUCAUAGUUGUGUUACUGUUCAACUGAUAUUAUAGGUGAAUGUGACAGUGUUCACUUUGAUGGUUUGAAUUGCAGUUGGAGAGGCAGAUGUUCAGUCAUGUAGCUAGUAGCUACAUUUUUAUUUAUCUACCUUCUUCCUGAGACACUAUUACGACGACGUCUGUCAAAGUUUUACGUCACUGAAUAUGGAGUAAAUGUUACAGUUUAAACAGUAACUUUAGACAACAGAUUUUGUAUUAGGGAUAUGUUUGACUUUUUUGUUUCAUACAAUAUGGGAAAUGGAUUGCCAUGGUUGUUUUAUUUUUGCAGAUGAGGACAUUUUUGUGACUUUUUUUUUUUAAGUUACAAAGAACCAAAAGCACUUCUCAGUGUUUUUAAUUUGUAUUUCUUCUGAUGCACUAGCACUUUUAAUCAGUAUUUUACUAGUACUAAAUGUGAGAAAGGUUGCUGUUAAAAAAUAUUUUUUACUCCUGUGUUUUACAUUUUGUUUGUUUACAUUGACAUUUGAAUAAUUUAGCCAACGCUCUUAUCCACAAAGGCAGCGGAUAGAUCUAGGAGGAGAGAGAGCUUGAGUUACAAUAAACAUCUGCAUCUGAACCACU
Molecule: messenger RNA, 2601 nt
Organism: Oncorhynchus kisutch (coho salmon)
Lineage: Eukaryota; Metazoa; Chordata; Actinopteri; Salmoniformes; Salmonidae
Product: coiled-coil domain-containing protein 69
Exons: 9
Coding region: 310-1230 (306 amino acids)
Cellular component (GO): cytoplasm; nucleus
Molecular function (GO): microtubule binding
Source: RefSeq, a predicted model, not a curated record